Messenger RNA from Megalops cyprinoides (Indo-Pacific tarpon), 425 nucleotides. It is a transcript of the gene pcp4b, whose product is annotated as Purkinje cell protein 4b. The transcript has 3 exons. Lineage: Eukaryota; Metazoa; Chordata; Actinopteri; Elopiformes; Megalopidae. Gene Ontology annotation, molecular function: calcium ion binding; calmodulin binding. Gene Ontology annotation, cellular component: cytoplasm. The coding region runs from base 82 to 273 and encodes 63 amino acids. The record is from RefSeq and is a predicted model, not a curated record.
GGCACUGUGCAAGAGACGACUGUUAACUCUCCAUAGGCAAUAACAAGCACUGGUAAACUCGACCGCAAAUUCUCUAAAACCAUGAGUGAGAGACAAGGAUCUGGAGCAGCAGGCGGGAACAGCAAAACAUCUGGAGGACAAGACGCCUCCAAGAAGGACAUCCCAGAGGAUUUUGACAUCGACAUGGAAGCCCCAGAGACGGAGAAGGCAGCCAUGGCAAUCCAGUCGCAGUUCAGAAAGUUCCAGAAGAAGAAGCACGAAGAAAAGUCCUAGGGUCGGGCAUAGCUGGGUCUGCUUCCUGUGGCCAGGGGACAGGGGCCUUUUGUUGCAUGUCAAAGAAAAUCAUGCCGCAAGGACUCAUGGGGAGGGUGGGGGAGCAAGGCAGUACCCUGUCAAUCACUGACCUGUCUGUGAAAUUAUACAUG